This is a messenger RNA of Colletotrichum chrysophilum, 1197 nucleotides long. RefSeq lists its product as uncharacterized. NCBI's taxonomy places the organism in Eukaryota, Fungi, Ascomycota, Sordariomycetes, Glomerellales, Glomerellaceae. The coding region runs from base 1 to 1197 and encodes 398 amino acids. The transcript is spliced from 2 exons. The record is from RefSeq and is a predicted model, not a curated record.
AUGACAAGACCGAAGCGUGAACGGGAGGAAGGCAGGGGCUCCGCCGCUGGCGAAUACCCUCGCGCAAAGAGACCUCGCCGCGACUCGCUGGAGGAGGCAGAAGAUGACUUCGCUCGCGCCCAGGCCAGCCUGGAUAGGAAGCGACGCCAGAGACAGCAGCCCACUCAGCACCAGACAUCGACGAUGUCAGAGGCGCAUGACUUUGCGAACGUUUCUGCGGAUAGACUGCACAGGUUCCAACCAUACAACGAGAGACGCCACGACCCGUCGUCGCGGCCCUCUUCAGAGGAUCGCGACCGCGAGAUCAAGCCUGGACCAGGAUCUAGACCCCAGAACCCAAACAGAGGGGUCUACCACGAUUUCGCCCGGGAAGGACGUGACCGCCCUGCCCCUUCCCGUUUUGACUCGCCACCCCAGACACAAGGCAGUGAUAGAGACCAGCGGCCAUCAUACCACUCACUGACAAGAGGUGGUGGCCAUGGCAGGGGUCAAUCACUUCAACGCGAGCCCGAUGUUACCUCAGAUCGAGGUCAAUCGCACCACCCACGGCGGUUCACUGGCACGUCCUUCCAGCCCCCUCAACAGAUUUGCAACAAGCCGCCUUUCCACGAAAAGGUCAAGCUCAACACGGAGGACGCAGAGAAGCUCGUUACCCAUGGCGGACAGUCAAUCGACCCUCAUGUUGAGCUCAGGUGUGGGAACUGCGGCCACAGAGGCCAUCGUCUGAUCGACUGCAUCUGGCCAGACCUCUCGGGCCAGAUCAGUGGCUGCCCAUUGUGCAACACGAAGUUGCAUCAUUUGGAUGAAUGUGCUCGAGUAUCGCAGCUCUCCAAGGCCCAGUUAUACAAUCUCCUCAUCCAUAGGAGAGGCAACAGGCCAGCUAUCGCCUCGAGGACCCCUUGGGUUGAUCUCGUCAUGGAGGCCGCGACUGCUUCCAUCGGGAUCAAGGACCCACAAGGGGGACCGUUUCCUUGGACCGAGGACUUUGCCAAGAGCCAGGGGCACACCUGGUGCAAGUACGAGAACCGCUCGGGUCCCUUGUGGGAGUUCUACGACUACAGGGCGGGAAAGGAGGGAAGGAUGCCUCUGCCGACCGACCCCAAGACGAAGAAUUUGGAAAAGGUCUUGAGCAGCGUGGAGGGAUUGCGCAUAACUGAGGUGCACCUUGGGUUGGGGCAGAAUGCGCUCACUCUUUAG